Molecule: messenger RNA, 299 nt
Organism: Drosophila erecta
Lineage: Eukaryota; Metazoa; Arthropoda; Insecta; Diptera; Drosophilidae
Exons: 2
Coding region: 15-299 (94 amino acids)
Source: RefSeq, a predicted model, not a curated record
GAACUUAUUACAACAUGAAGAUUGUGGCUGCACUGUUGGUCAUUUCAUUGGGAUUUCUGGCUUUGGCUCAGGAUGCGGAGGAGUGUCCUCGUCCUUGCUUAAGGACGUAUAGACCAGUGUGCGCCGAAUGGCGUAGGGGCCCCCCUGUAAGUCCCAAAAUCAGUCGGUGCACUUUCACCAAUCAAUGCAUCGUUGAUAACAAAAGAUGCAGAAACCAUCAAAAUUGGGUUACCGUCGAUUGGAGAAGUAAGUGCAGGUCUGACACUCCGGAUUGCGAUGAGCUGCGACAAUCGUCCUAG